Molecule: messenger RNA, 616 nt
Organism: Chilo suppressalis (striped riceborer)
Lineage: Eukaryota; Metazoa; Arthropoda; Insecta; Lepidoptera; Crambidae
Source: the annotation of a GenBank genome assembly
CGUUAACUGUCAGUUUUUGUGUGUGUGUCGUUUGCGUUGCUAUUUAAUUAUCGAAAAAGAACAAAAAACUUAUUUCGGCUGUGGCAAAUAAUUAACUAAAUCACUAAUCAACUUAAAAAAUGAAGAGAGGAUAUGAAUCUAUGAGUACCUCUGUUGAUAUAAGCUCCUAUCGGGAUCAACAUUUUAAGGGUUCCAGAAGUGAACAAGAGAAAUUACUGAGAACAUCGUCAACUCUGUACAUUGGAAAUUUAUCAUUUUAUACAACAGAAGAACAAAUAUACGAGCUAUUUUCGAAAUGUGGUGAUAUACGGAGGGUCAUAAUGGGAUUAGAUAAGUACAAAAAAACCCCUUGUGGAUUUUGCUUUAUGGAAUAUUAUACUAGACAAGAUGCAGAAAAUUGCAUGAGGUUUAUAAAUGGAACAAGAUUGGAUGACAGAAUAAUUAGAUGUGACUGGGAUGCUGGCUUUAUUGAGGGGAGGCAAUAUGGACGUGGUAAAACAGGUGGCCAGGUGCGUGACGAAUAUAGAACUGAUUAUGAUGGUGGCCGUGGUGGAUAUGGAAAAAUUAUUGCGCAAAAGAUUGUCCCAAACACAUUGGAACGUUGAUGGGAGGACUG